Molecule: messenger RNA, 2292 nt
Organism: Arabis nemorensis
Lineage: Eukaryota; Viridiplantae; Streptophyta; Magnoliopsida; Brassicales; Brassicaceae
Source: the annotation of a GenBank genome assembly
AUGUGGAGGUUGAAGAUAGGAGAGGGAAAUGGAGAAGACCCUUACUUGUUCAGCAGCAAUAAUUUCGUCGGACGUCAAAUAUGGGAGUUUGAUCCCAAAGCCGGUACACCGGAGGAACGAGCCGCCGUGGAAGAAGCUCGUCGGAGUUUCUUGGUAAACCGUCCUCGUGUUAAAGGUUGCAGUGAUCUCUUGUGGCGAAUGCAAUUUUUGAAAGAGGCGAAAUUCGAGCAAGUGAUCCCGCCGGUGAAGAUCGACGACGGCGAAAGCGUAACCUAUGAAAAAGCGACGAACGCGUUACGGAGAGGAACUCGUUUCUACUCGGCUUUACAGGCUUCCGAUGGCCACUGGCCGGCAGAAAUCACCGGAACUAACUUCUUCCUUCCUCCGUUGAUAUUUUGUUUGUAUAUCACAGGACACCUCGAGGAGAUGUUCGAUGCAGAACAUCGUAAAGAGAUGCUUCGACAUGUCUAUUGUCAUCAGAACGAAGAUGGUGGAUGGGGAUUACACAUCGAGAGCAAGAGCAUUAUGUUCUGCACUGUGUUGAAUUACGUAUGUCUGCGUAUACUCGGAGAAGGUCCCAAUGGAGGACGAGAAAACGCCUGUAAACGGGCCAGACAAUGGAUUCUUGACCGUGGUGGUGUCACUUAUAUUCCGUCCUGGGGGAAGAUUUGGCUAUCGAUACUCGGAAUCUAUGAUUGGGCUGGAACCAAUCCAAUGCCUCCGGAGAUCUGGUUGCUACCUUCUUUUCUUCCAAUACACUUAGCGAAAACUUUGUGUUAUACCCGGAUGGUUUACAUGCCCAUGUCUUAUCUAUAUGGSAAGAGRUUUGUUGGUACAAUAACACCUCUUAUUYURCAACUGCGUGAAGAACUCCAUKUACAACCUUACSAAGAAAUCAAMUGGAAUAAAACAAGGCGUCUAUAUGCAAAGGAAGACAUGUACUUUCCCCAUCCUUUGAUUCAAGAUUUGUUAUGGGACACUCUUUAUGUCUUUGUGGAGCCAUUCCUUACCCGUUGGCCGUUAAACAAGCUUGUGAGGGAAAAAGCUCUUCGGCUGGCAAUGAAGCACAUACAUUAUGAAGACGAGAAUAGCCAUUAUAUCACCAUCGGAUGUGUUGAGAAGAUGUUGUGUAUGCUUGCUUGUUGGAUUGAAAAUCCGAACGGGGACUACUUCAAAAAGCAUCUUGCUAGAGUUCCGGAUUACAUGUGGGUCGCCGAAGAUGGCAUGAAAGUUCAGAGCUUUGGAAGUCAACUAUGGGAUACCGGGUUUGCGGUUCAAGCUAUAUUUGCUAGUAAUCUCUCUGAUGAAACCGACAAUGUACUCAAGAGAGGACAUGAUUUCAUCAAGAAAUCUCAGGUUAGAGAGAACCCUUCUGGUGACUUUAAAAGCAUGUACCGCCACAUUUCCAAAGGAGCAUGGACUUUAUCUGAUCGAGAUCAUGGAUGGCAAGUCUCAGAUUGUACGGCUGAAGCAUUAAAGUGUUGCUUGCUGCUCUCCAUGAUGCCAGCUGAGGUUGUUGGCGAGAAAAUAGAUCCUGAAAAUGUAUACGAUUCUGUUAAUCUCUUGCUAUCUCUUCAGAGUGAAAAUGGAGGUGUGACUGCCUGGGAGCCUGUCCGUGCUUAUGAAUGGAUUGAAUCUAUCAAUCCCACAGAAUUUUUGGCUAAUCUUAUGGCUGAGCGUGAGUACGUGGAAUGCACCUCAUCUGUUAUGCAAGCUUUAGUUCUGUUCAAGCAACUCUAUCCCGAUCACAGAACAAAAGAAAUCAGUAGAUCCAUCGAGAAAGCGGUUCAAUUCUUAGAGAGAGAGCAAACACCAGACGGUUCAUGGUAUGGAAACUGGGGUGUUUGUUUUAUCUACGCCACAUGGUUUGCUCUUAACGGCCUAGCAGCCGCUGGUAAAACAUAUGAAAAUAGCCUGGCUAUGCGUAAAGGUGUUGAAUUUCUGCUCACGACACAGAAAGAUGACGGAGGUUGGGGUGAAAGCUAUCUAUCAUGCCCUGAACAGAUAUACAUACCAUCGGAAGGGAAAACAACCAACCUGGUGCAAACUGCUUGGGCAAUGAUGGGUCUGAUUCACGCUGGACAGGCGGAGAGAGAUCCAGUACCGCUUCACCGUGCUGCGAAGCUUAUCAUCAAUUCACAAAUGGAAAAUGGAGAUUUCCCUCAACAGGAAAUCGUAGGAGUGUUUAUGAAGAAUUGUUUGAUACACUAUGCUACCUUCAGAAACACUUUCCCAAUAUUUGCACUUGCCGAGUACCGAAAAGCUGUGUUCGUAACUCCUCAACGCCUCUAG